Molecule: messenger RNA, 11842 nt
Organism: Asterias rubens (European starfish)
Lineage: Eukaryota; Metazoa; Echinodermata; Asteroidea; Forcipulatida; Asteriidae
Exons: 20
Coding region: 2565-10106 (2513 amino acids)
Biological process (GO): regulation of DNA-templated transcription
Cellular component (GO): nucleus; chromosome
Molecular function (GO): histone H3K36 methyltransferase activity; protein binding
Source: RefSeq, a predicted model, not a curated record
UAACAAUUAUUUUGAGUAAUUACCAAUAGUGUCCAUUUUAACUAAAAUGGAUAAAACUGAUGCGUUUUCACAGUCCAUAACAACUGAGGUCUAACAAUUAUCUUCAUCUUUAAUCUGGUAACAAAUAUAAGCGCUUCACAUUAAGCUUGCAAACAAAAAUGGAACUGGUGUAUGACCAGACACAAAUUUAAGGAAAAUGUAACUUGUUUAAUGGUCAUAAACCAACACAAUUAGUUUAUUUUAGUUUUAUGUCCAUGACUUUUGUUCAACUAUUUUUAACCUGUAUGUAAAGCUUAGCUGGUUUCUGGCUAGCAAUCUACAUUUUUGGCAAACUUUUCGAACGAGGUUAAAGGGAAAACAACCAGCAUCACGAAUUUACCUAGGCUUUUGUCAAGGCCUUGCUUGUUGCUUUAUGGAGCCGCUAUCCCAAGCGACUUGAAGGGGAGACUAAGCACUGAGUGGCACAUCACGAGGGCCUUUUACAAUUUGAUUGGGGUUUCUUAUGUUUUUCUUUAUAAAUUUGGCCUUUUGCUACCAAAUCGGUUUCAAAAGUCUCAACCAAUGAGCAGAAACGACGGGGCCGGUCAGUGGGUCAGCAGCCCAUUUUAUGAGGAAAGUAUAAGUUUGUACAGGAACCUUGCAGAGUGCACCAUGGCAAAAGCACAGGGGUGUGUUACUUUGAGGGCUGCAAACCACUUCUUUUCCCAUCCAAAAUGUCACUGAAAAUUCUGUAUAAAUGUAUUUUUUUGGUAUAAUUAUGCCAAGGUAAACAUUUCUAGAGUAUUUUAAUGACACAUAAACCAUGGAGGAAGCUGUCUCCAUGCAUAAUGCAAAAGCCUGCAGAAACAUACCUAGGCUCAACAGUAGCCCAACAUUCAUGUGGUCACUGGAACACAUACGAACCGCUUUAAAAAAACACGGAGUAAGUUCAUGCAUAACAAGGAUCGAUUUCCCUUGUAUACCAGAGCAAAAUGGUGCACAAAAUGUAGUUGCUACUCAAAAAUCAUCAUUUACUACUCAAUAUUAGCAUUCAGUGUGCACAAACUUUUCAGUCGAAAUAUUUUGCAAAUAUGCUGGUCGAAAUCGUUCCCUGAAUAACAAUUAGUCUUAUUAGAAAUAGAUUUCAAUUAUGUUGUAACUUAUGGCCAGUAACAUCAUCUAAAGACUAUGACAUGACACGUUACCAAGCCACACAUCGGCCAUAAGUUUUCACCAACUCAAAGUUCUUGGGCCUCAUUAUUAAAUUUACUAAAGGAACCACUGUCAGUACCUUUCCUUAUGAUAAAGUUAUAUCUGAUGGAUUGAGGACUAUUAACGUUUAGGUAUCAAGCAACCUGUGGAAUAUUUCUGCGCAAAAUGUUAUCAUUGUUCAAAACUGUAGGACUUGCAAUCGUAGGGUUGUAGGUUCGAAUCCUACCUUACCUUACUGCUGAUUUUACAAUGACUAGAAUAAGUACUGUCGCCUAGUCACUGAAGCAUAAUUUCAUGACUUGUGAAAUUCGUAUAAACAUGAGAGAGAUUUGCUGUUGUCAGCUUAUCCCCUUGUGAAAGCUUAUCGAGUUCCCCAUGACGGAAGAUCAUCUAAGACAAUUGAAUGGCUGAAGGAGCUGUUAACUGUUCACCGACCAAAAUGAUGUGUGGUUUGAAUGUCAACAUGCACCACGUGUUGACCUCGAGUGGCAGGUCUUUUUCAGAAAUAAUCGAAAAAUCAACACGUGGCAUUUUCUCAAACGAAAUCAUGAUGGAAACUAAGUUUAUGGUUUAUGCUCUAUGGUUUCGUAAACGACUUAUACGAACGAAUAUUCUCUUGAACAUUUUGUUCUGUUGCUACCGUACAUGGAGAUCUUUGUGCUCGACAAUAGUUGGUGGUCGACGGUCCCGAGUAUAGAUUACAAGAUUGAAAAUGUUGACAACGCCUGUCAUAACGAAUGUACGUGUGUGUCCAGCCAGCCCCCGCAAUGUAGGCUGUUCUUUUGGGUGUCCAGUUUUGUUGGAGAAAUACUUCGAUUGUCAUUUCCAGAACUGAGUUUUAGGUCCACCUGUGAUUCCAAUUGCAGUUUCUUUCUGCAGUUCAAAGCAACGAGAACGGAGUGAGGUCUUCCCGCCGUGGCGACUCGACUAACUGAAGCAAAAGGUAAGACGGGUCACACUCGCACUACAGGUUCGUCGUUCAUGUUGCCACGAAGUUUUGGAAACGUGUGUCUAAAUUCUGACAAAAACCCACCGACGAAGAGGAGGUCACGGCCGCAUCACAACCCUCUCGGGUCGUAGUUAGUAAAUUAAAAGAGCUGUGCAUUGAAUGAGCAUUAGAAAGGAAUCUACUGACGGGAUUUGUUGAACUGCUUGAACUAUAAUAUCGAGGACUGGACACUUCAUGCCUGCACAGGACAAGUAGGUCGUUGAAUUGUAAAGUUCCAUUGCUAGCACGAGCACUUUUUAGAGAAGAAGCAUCGUGGUUUUACCUGCGUCUUCAAGAAGAAUGGGAACUUGAUAGCUUUCAGGAGCAUCAAGAACAGUUGAUAGUCUCUCCUUCCGAUGGGAUUGAAACUGCUUCCAAUCCAACAAUGACUGAAAAGAAACAGAAGAAGAUUGAAAUGGCAUCCAUGAACCCAGUAAGGACACGAUAUCGAACAAGAUCCCAAAGAACCCUUGAAAGUGAAACCUCGGCAGAAGAGAACCCGGGAACACAACCAAAAGAAAGUCUGAUCGAGAAAUCGCCCUCAAAUUUAGUUACCAAGGAAGACCCGUCUUUGGAGAGAGAGAUGAAAGAAUUUGAAAAACUGACUCAUUUGGGUGAAGUUUCUGCAAAAACGACAGUUUCUGAAUCUUGUGUUCCGGAAGAACAGUCUGUGGGUAAAGUUGAGGCAGUUCCUGAUUCAGUGUGUAAAGUUGAGGCAGUUCCCAAAUCAGUGAAUACAGUUGAGACCGUUCCUGAUUCAGUGUGUAAAGUUGGGGCAGUUCCCGAUUCAGUGUGUAAAGUUGAGGCAGUUCCCGAUUCAGUGUGUAAAGUUGAGGCAGUUCCCAAGUCCGCUUCAAAAGAGUUAACUUCGCGUGAGUCCCAUUCCAGUAAGGUUUUGAUGUCAGACUUGGUUCAGGAAGAUGACUCCUUGGAUUUUUACUUGAACUCUAAUGAAUCUAAUUCUAAUUUUGAGCAAAUCGGUCAGUCGUCAUUGCCAAAUGAUUUCUCAAUAAGGAGGUCGGAUAGAACUAAAAGAAAACAUUCAAUGCAAGAUUCCAACAUGUCCAAUGGGCCAGACUCGGAGGUGCAGGGUAGCCUUCCUUCUACAGGCUCGUUACAGAACAAUGUAACAUCAGUGAGUUUGCCAUGUAAAGCUCCCGACAACCUUAUGUUGCCAAGAUCGCUGUCCCUUAACGUUGCACAUGUAGAUAACAAACCAAUGAAGUCUCUUGCAUCGAGACGUUUUGGCGAAGACAAAGAGUCCUCAAUAUCCAAAGAUACCUCAACAGACAUUUUUGGUAAGACGGAAGAGACCAACGGAGUUAUAGAAAAUCAUCCUCCAGUUGAAAACACUCAAGCUGUGGCGGACGGUGACACAAGGCUUUCUAAAGAAACACCAGACACGGCUGUCUCAAAGAAGAAACCUGUGGUUGAAUGGAUGAUGGGGUUCGUCAGAAAAGAUGCAAGGCAUGACUCAUCGUCAAUGAGUGAUUUAUGGGGCUUUGAUAUCGACACAGAUCUCGUUUCAUUCCUUCCAGAGACAAUUCCAGAAAAUAUAGUUUUGCAAAACUCUUUGGUUAUGGAUAGCGCAGAGCAGGCUUCUGAUCAGAGUCCAGCACCUUCUCAGACAAGUUUGGUGCCAGUAAGAAUACCUCAACUUUCAAAUGAGCCUGAGGAGGUUCAAAUGACGACAGACUUUGAAAACGAGAAACCAUUCAGUAAACAUUCAGAUCAACAAUCAAAGGCAGAAUCUGAUUCAGCUCCCCAAACAACUGCUUCAAUCAAGGAGCUGUUCACCCAAGAGGGGAUAUUACAAAGAAGUGACUGUACCUCAGAACUUUUAACGGUUGAUAACAACAUGCAGACACAACAAGAUUCUUGUGGUGAUAACCCACUACCCAUCAGUACUGAACCAUCAAGCUUUGAGGAAAAGCAACCCUCUGAUGAACCUUCAAGUCAGGCUCUCAAUCAAGCCAUCAAUGCCAAGGAGCAUCAAGAACUUUCAAUUGAUUCCCCUCAAGAGACGCUUGGGCGUGAUGUGAACCCUCUAGAUAUUGCCGAUAAAAAGGACGACGUCGGUGAAAAGAAUCUUGUAAUGACCCAAGAAGUGAGUAAUGUUGAAGCUUUGUCAGAAGAUUCUACUUCGUUAGAUAAAGAAUGCGACAUGUUGACGGAAAGUUCUACUGUACGAGAAGAUGUUCCAGAGCCAGCCAAAGACAUGGUAUUCAAGCCCAUACAGAACACACAGGAAGUGACCUCGCCUGCUGAUGCUUCUCCAGAUCUGGAAAACCAAAGUGCGUCGCUUAAAUCUGAAGCUCCGCGACAAAGAAAGAGGUCGUGGCGGGGCAGCAAAGGAAAAGGUGUACCAGAUGAUAUGAAUGCAGAGGCCAUGCCAACUCGGAGAAGCACUCGUCUUCGCUCUAUUGGAGGAAAGAGACAGACUGUUUCUCCUAAUGAGUUUGCAGAAGUGUUACCAAGGAAAAGGCGUUCAUCCUCCCGUAACUCAACUGAAUCUCCAUCCAACAUCACCAUGGACACAGAUGUCAACAAAAGAAGCAACCAACUUGAAGCAGGACAUCAAGUGACAGAGGAGAGUCCAUCAGUCUUGAACCAUGAAAAUUGGACAGUCGUUGAAGCUGCACAUUCUCCAGUUCCAAGUCAAAAAGACGAAAUGCUUGCUGGUGUGGGAUUAGUGGCUACAUGUACUCCCGAAGUGGAUGAUAAAUUUGUUGACCCACAAUUAAAACCAACAGGCGAGGUUGACACAACAGAGGUUUUAACUGCUGAGGUUGUAGCCACUGAGGUUCUGACCUCUGAGGUUUUGACCUCUGAGGUAAUAUCCACUGAGGUUUUGACCUCUGAGUUUGUAACCUCCGGCGUUAUUACCACUGAGGGUCUGACCUCUGAGGGGAAAUUAAGUCAAGAGAUCAUGUACAGUCGGAGCAUUUGCCCUGAUGAAGAUCUUGCUGUUCUUAACCAUGCUGACUCUCACCAAACAACAAAUAAUGUUGAAGUUUCCAUCCCUGACGUUGGCUUCCAAGAUGUUUCAUCUUCCUUGGUAGUAACUUCUGGACCCGUCUGCCCGAUGUCUACCAUGCCACUGACAGUUUCAACACCAAUGGUUGUCGACUCUGAGGUCACUGCAAGUGUUUCUACAGUUACGUCCUCUCUAGCGUUCACUCCUACACCAUGUAGCACAGACGCAGUUCAAGAUACAGAGAUGACCCUAGCCAUUACAGAUUCAUUGGUUAACUCCAAACCGGUUUCUGAGUCUCAGAGAAUUGAAACGAUGAAUGAGCUAAAUUCAGGACUGCAAGACAAGAAACCCAACAGCCCAGUGCCAAUGGAACUCGGUAAUCAUAUGAACAUGAACGUAGACGACAAUUCCCAGGCUGAAGAAAUCGAUGUUAACACGUCGCAGGAUGUGAUCAGCAAAGACACUGCAGAGUGUGUGUCAAAUGACAUUCGACAAGAUGCUCCAAGUGUUGCCAUGAUUGCUGAUGGAAAAGAAGCACACUCUGAGUUUAUCCAAAAUGACGUUGAUUUUAAAUCCAAGGUUGGAUUCCCAGCAGAAAGAAAUGUCAACAGUCUACCUCUUGGCGAUGCAGAGCAAUUCCCUCAUCAGAUUCCCCCUCCGGAGAAUUUGGUAGGUUGUAAAAGUGAACUUGAAGAUCCGGCCAUCAAGAAUGAGUCCGAAAUGAAAUACACCGGUAGCAGGUCUCGGCUUUUUAAAAGUUCAGCUCCUAGCCAGUAUCAACAAGAAGGAAAGAAUGAGACCGAAAGUGAAGUUGAAGAUUCGGCCGUCAAGAGUGAGACCGCAUUCAAACAUAGCAAGUCUCAGCUUUUUAGAAGUUCAGCACCUAGCCAGACUUCUCAACACCAAGGAGAGAAUGAUGUAACUUGCAUCAAAAUUGAAAAAGAAAUCGUCGGCAUGCCAGAGGAAGGAGAGGUGAGCGACAGUCAGUCGGAAGGAUCUAAAGUACAUGAAAAUGACAGCCAGUCCUGGGGCAUUGUGACAGGGGACAGAGUUCCUGCCUAUGAAGACAUUCCAGAAAACUACUACUUAUCAGAGAGGAAAAAGUCUAAAGCUGGGAAGGAAGCACGUAGAAUGGUAUGUGACUGCACAACAUCUAAGAGUGAGAGAAGUCGAGGGUUUCCUGCAUGCGGAGAAGACUGCUUGAACCGAUUACUCAUGAUUGAAUGCACAUCUCGAUGUCCCUGUGGUGACUAUUGCACAAAUAGGAGGUUCUCCAAGAGAAAGUACGCCGAUGUGGGUGUUUUUUACGCUGAGAAUAAGGGACAUGGCCUCAAGAGUAAAUCAAAUUUAAAGGGGCAUGAGUUUGUAAUGGAAUACUGUGGAGAAGUGCUCAACUAUUCCGAGUUCAAGUCUCGUGUGAAACUUUACAACAAGGAUAAAAACCUGCAUUUCUACUUCAUGGCUCUCAGGGCAGAUGAGAUAAUUGAUGCUACAAAGAAAGGCAACAAGUCAAGGUUCAUCAACCACAGCUGUGAUCCAAACUGCGAAACCCAGAAGUGGACAGUCAAUGGUCAGAUUCGGGUUGGGUUCUUCACCAAGAAAUAUAUCCCUGCAGGAACAGAGUUGACAUUCGACUACCAGUUUGAACAAUACGGUGAGGAAGCUCAGAAGUGUUUAUGUGGUGCAGCUAACUGUCGAGGUUUCAUCGGCAAGCAGAAGAGACAGUCUAAAUCAGUAAUCGGCAAAGACUUUGCAACCAAGAGGAAAGAACCGGUAGAACGGAGACGUAAAGAAAGCUUUGAAGAUGCCUCUUUGGAUGAAGAGAUUGAGCAGUUAAUCAUUGAGCUCGAUGGCAGAGGCUUGAAGACGAAUGACCAGACACUGAACCUCGCUCGGCACAUGGUACUGGCAGAAACAACCCCACUCAGACUACAACUGCUCAAAAUAUUGGAGGACACUGUAGAUGAAACAUGUCUAAAGGAUUUCCUGACGCAUCAUGGGCUGAAGUUACUGUGGAGCUGGAUGGUAGACAUCAGUGAUAAACCAGAACUAGAACUGAAAAUGGAGAUUCUGAACACCCUUGUGAGGUUACCUAUUCCGCACAAGAACGCCUUGGAAGACAGCAAGAUCUUCGCCAUGGUGGAGCGAUGGUCUAAGGUGAAGAACAUCCCCAAAGUGGAGACGGAAGUCGACGAUUCCAGCGCAAGUGAGACGCCCUCCCGUUGUGCAACACCCGUGUCGGUCCCCAUGGCAAGUCACAGCACCCCGGGCGAUCUGACCAAAUUGACGGACAACUCUGAAAGCGACGGAGACUUGGACAGAUUAAAGAGUGACAGUGCGAGUACCUCUCCAAAAAGUUUUGACAAGAGCUCCACGAUCGAUGAGAGGAUGGACCAGAAAAUCCAAGUGGACAGCAGUACUCCUAACGCUCAGAGCGAUUGUCCGCAACAACCUGACGCUGAAACAACAGUGAGUGCCGACUCUUUAUGCGCAACACAGUCGGAAAUUGUCAGUCAGUCGUGCGAGUCGGAUAAGAUAAAAGACGAGACAGUACUUAUUAAAAAUGAAAGUGAAUCGCCAAUUGAGUCCACGAUCGCAUCGGACGCACAACCAGAGUCUGUUUUGGCAGUAUCGACGGCAAAUCCGGAGUCUAAACCGACCUUAGAUGACUCUAGCGUCUUAGAAAGUGAAGAUGCAUUGCAAACAGUCAGUGAACCUGUAAAAGUUGCGGAAUCUCCCAAUACCUCAAGUGAACUUCCAAUAAAGCCAACCAGCCUCGAAGAAGGGGAGCUUAUAACAGACACAAGUAAAUCCGAUCUGAAGAUGGACGAUUUGGAGAAGACAUCAGGUAGUGGCAAGCCAGAUUUAGGAUCAGACUUGGAGGCUGCUGAGGUGGAUGUAAAGAGUGAUACAGCAUCAGGAAUAGCUGUCAUGGCUGGAAAGCUACUAGAAACAUGGAGCUCCCUCAAGGAAAUCUAUCGGAUACCCAAGAACAGAGAUCGUGAGCGUGAACGUGAUUACUCGGAGAGAGAGCGCGAUCGGGAUCGGGACCGGGGCUACGAUAAAGACCGGCGGUACGGCCGGGAUAGAGACCGCGACAAAGACCGAGAUAGAUACCGAGAUAGGGAUCGGGAUAGAGAUCGAGACAGAGAUCGCGACAGGGACAGUCGGAGAGAACGGAGUCGUGAUUCGGGUCGUGAUUCGGGUCGUGAUUCAGAUCGCUAUCACGACAGGGACAGGGAUAGGGACAGGGAAAGAAGAAGAAGCUUUGACCGAAGGGAUGACAGGAAAAGGCGCAGCAGAUCUUUGAGCAAAGAGAAAGAGGACAAACAAUCAACUCUAGUCAGUGAGAAAAAUGAUCCGGACACCCCAAAGGCUACACUACCUAAGCUGAGAAAACCGUGGAAGAAAGAAGCGACAUCUGCGGUUGAAGGAUCUCCGGCGGGGAAACAAACGAAGAAGGAGAAGUCUGGGCUUUCCAAGAAGGAAAGAAGACAGCUGUUUGAGAGGCAAGUUGAGCAAGCCGACAUGGAGGAAGAGAUACGCAAGAAACAGGAAGAGGAAUUCCUGAGACAGCAUCCACACUUCAUAGACGAGGAAGGUCACAUUCAUUUUGUGGACGAAAACGGUUUCCCGAUCCCGCCACCGUUUGAUGGGGAUCCAAAUCACCCUUUGAUGCACAUGUUGCAGCUCGAUCGAGGGAUGCCCAUGGAGCAUAACGACAUUCCCCCUGAAGGGAUGUACCCACAUCCCAUGGAUCCCAACAACCCGGGAUAUCAUGAGAUGAUGCCGCAUCCUCAAGGAAUGAUGCCUUUAGAUGAGAAUGGUAUGCCGAUGCCGUUACACGGAGGUCAACCUAUGUAUGAAGAGAUGCAUCCAGACAUGGCAGCGCCGCAGCAGCACGGCAUGGGCUUGCCCCCUCCUGAUCAUCUUCUUCAUCACCCACAUGUACCUCCUCAUGUUGAGGGAAUGCACAUGAUGCAGGAACAAGAUCCACAGGCCUGGGACAUGAAUCCAGCUGCCGUGCAUCCCGUUCAUUCACAGCCAGUACUACCGCCCCAGCCUCAGCCCCAGCCUCAGUUCAGAGUACCAGCACCCCCUGGGCCUCUACCCAAUCAGGUGUCUGUAGUCAGUGGUGCUCCACAUCCACCCAGGUUUGUUGUACCGCAGCAACCGAAAACACAACCUCAAGUACAGCAACUUCAACCAGCUACUCGACUGCAGUCGCAGUCGCACGUUAUUCAGCCACAGCCCCAGCCUGCUGCUCCAACACAGACUGUGACAUUCGUUACUCCCGAUGGAAUGCUAGUCACUCAGACCAUCAUGCCACUUAAUACAGAAACUAAUGUCCACACCAACAUUCAACAGGCACAACAGAUUCAGCAGCACCUUAACCAGGGUAUAACAGCAACUCAGGGUAUCCCGUCGCCCCCCUCCAAGCCGAAAUCACAACUUCCUCCUAAUUGGAGAACGGCCAGGGACCAAGAAGGCAAAGUCUACUACUAUCAUGCUGUCACAAGGCAAACCCAGUGGGACAUGCCUAGUUGGGACGGCAAUGCACCUGUGCUCGGUGGUAACGAAGCUGAUAUGGAUCUCGGAACGCCAACCUACGACGAGAAAUCCAAGAAACGUACAACUACAGCAGCUGCUGACACAUCGAGUGAGCUAGCCAAGAGAUGUAAACUGCAGUUUAGGUCAAAGAUGUCUCACUACGUAAUUAGCUGCUUGAAUACUUAUCGUAAACCUGACUGUAAGCUUGGAAGGAUCACAAACACGGAAGACUUUAAACACUUGGCACGGAAGCUGACUCACGGCAUCAUGGAUAAGGAGCUGAAACACUGCAAGAACUUUGAAGACUUGGAGGUCAACUCUAACGUCAAACACAAAGCCAAAGAAUACAUCAGGAAAUACAUGACUCACGUUGGGCCGGUGUACCAUAAGGACGAUUGAACACCGAGUGCAUCAUCCCAAUCACAACGGUAGCAGCUGUAGCCUGGGCCCAAUUUCACAACAAGCAGCUAAGUAUGGUGACCAGCCACAAUGCCAUUUCUUAUCUACAUGUUAUCGGUGUCCUGCUAAUUUUUGCCUAGCGGAAACAUUUAAAGCAGAAAUAAAGCAUGUAAGCGCAAACAAGUAUAGAAAAUUUCUUGCUAAGCAAAAAUCACUCAAACUAAGCAUGGAGGAGGAGAGGGAACCAAUGUUUGAGAAAUAACCUCUUUCUUAAAGACUAUGUUACCCUCAGAGGGAGCCGUUUCUCACAAAGUUUUACACUAUCAACAGCUCUCAAUUGCUAUUUACCAAGUCGGGUUUUAUGCUAAUAAUUAUUUUGAGUAAUUACCAUGGGUCUCCCUGCUUUUGUAGCCACAGAGAUAUCUGCGAAAUUCUAGACCGUUAUCCAUCAAGUUAUUCAUGGUUUGAAAGUGAAUUAAAAAUCACUCAAUUUAGCUUCAAGAUCUUCCUCAUACACUUUUUUUAUGCAUUUGUAUAUGAUUUAACAAUUUUGAUAUAUGUAUUUAGCGUAUUGCAUUCAAUAAUUUUGUGUAUGUUAAUGUUUAGUUGUUUUUAGUUAGUUGUUUUUGUAAAUAGUUAUUGUUUUGUUUUUCUUGCAAUAAUGCAGCCACAGAAGUCAUGAAGGUAUCUGUAUUUAAAUGUCACAUUGUCUGUAUAGGAUUCAUUGUUCUCGAUGGUUUACAAUCUCGCAGCGUCGUUUUUGCCUCGCUGGAUCAUAACCAUAGAGUUAUUUAUAAGAAGUAGAGGGCACACAAGCUUAGACACUUGACCUGGUGUGCGGCCAUUUCGUAAGUUGAUAUAAAAGCAUUGCAUAGCGUUAUCAUAACACCGCACCAACAUGUACUUAAUAUUCAAUGUUCUUGCAAAAUGGCGCGUGUGUCUCGCUUGCGAUCCUUUUCCGUUAGUGCAUGCAGCAUCACCAGUGCGCCCUCUAGUUCUUAUAUAUAAUUCUAUUAUCAUAACCCCCUAGAAGUGUGACUUUAAAGUAUUGAAACAUAUUGGAUAUUUUAAUAAGUCCUGUGUUGGAUCCAUUCUGACUAGGCAGAGCGUUCUGUCAAAAGAUGCAUCAAGUUAUUGAGCAACUUUUCCUUCUUUUGCAAUCUGUUUUUAUUUUUUCAUACGCCUUUACCACAUAAAAACAUGACUCGUUUGAAAUUUAUUGCUCGAAAUAAGUUCAUUUUUACACUUGCUAAGCACAACAAGAUUAUGCUUACCAGAAUAAGGUUACCAGCCGAACUACCAUGUCACAUGUACCAUUUGUGACUGAUAACGUGCUUAUUGCUGCUUAAGCAGCUCUUUGAAAAAUUGACCCAAACCAAUUUGGUUUGAAUCUUCAAUUCAAAAAUGGUGAUUUACUUGCUUUUUCUCAUCAUUGCUUUGUUCUGUACCUUCUCUUGUGCAGUAUUUGGUUCAAUGACUAUUAAAACUAGCUGGUUUAGAAUUUCCAUCGAGUCGGUACAAUGUAUGGAGUAUAUUUGUUUGUCUUGAACUGGAAAUGAUUUGUUGCAACUUCUAUAAAACAAAUCAUUCUCAUCUGGAAAUGUUCAUUCUAAGUACAUGUACCUAUUCCUUAAAUGCAUAUCAACAUACUUGUGUAUAACUCGGCCAGGGCCCAAUUUCAUGGCUCUGCUUACCGUAAGCACCGAAUCGGCGCUUACGGAAGCAGGGGAUUCUGU